Messenger RNA from Benincasa hispida (wax gourd), 1851 nucleotides. Its product is annotated as glucose-1-phosphate adenylyltransferase large subunit 3, chloroplastic/amyloplastic-like. NCBI's taxonomy places the organism in Eukaryota, Viridiplantae, Streptophyta, Magnoliopsida, Cucurbitales, Cucurbitaceae. The record is from RefSeq and is a predicted model, not a curated record. Gene Ontology annotation, biological process: glycogen biosynthetic process. Gene Ontology annotation, molecular function: glucose-1-phosphate adenylyltransferase activity.
AUAUAUCUGAUUCUUUUUCCCUAUCCACAUCAAACACUUCCAUUCUUCUUCUUCCUCAUUGAUAAAGCAUUGAACCAGAAUAUGGUAGCCUAUGCUGCCGCGCACUUGCACGGUCCAACGACAUUGCAGAAAAUCAACAACUCCAAGUUGCAGGUGAGGUUCUGUAAUGGAGAAUUCAUGGGGAGGAAGCUUACAUUGCAAGUACAGAGGAAGCAAGAUGUUGAUUACAUUCCAAAUCUCAAAAGGAAAGUUUGUAACUCGUCUCUUAUUGCCAAUAUAGCGGUUGAAUCCAAGUUGAGGGGAUUGAACAUGGAAAAACGUGAUCCGAGGACGGUGGUGGCGAUUAUACUGGGAGGUGGAGCGGGUACUCGUUUGUUUCCGCUCACUAAGCAAAGAGCAAAACCGGCGGUUCCAAUCGGCGGAGCUUAUAGGCUGAUUGAUGUGCCGAUGAGCAAUUGCAUUAACAGUGGAAUCAACAAAGUUUAUAUUCUCACACAGUUUAACUCUGCAUCACUUAAUAGGCAUCUCGCUCGCGCAUAUAAUUUUAGUAGUGGAGUCACCUUGGGAGACGGUUACGUUGAGGUUCUCGCGGCGACUCAAACUCCGGGAGAGGCCGGGAAGCGGUGGUUUCAAGGAACUGCUGAUGCAGUACGACAAUUCCAUUGGCUUUUUGAGGAUGCAAGAAGCAAAGAAAUUGAAGAUGUGUUGAUUCUUUCUGGGGAUCACCUCUACCGAAUGGACUACAUGGAUUUCGUUCAAAAUCAUCGGCAGAGUGGUGCGGACAUCACUCUUUCUUGUAUUCCAAUCGAUGACAGUCGAGCUUCAGAUUUUGGGCUAAUGAAGAUCGACAGUAGCGGAAGAGUUCUUUCAUUCAGUGAAAAACCUAGAGGGAAAGACCUGAAGGCAAUGGAAGUGGACACAACAAUUUUAGGAUUGUCAAAGGAUGAGGCACUGAGAAAGCCAUACAUAGCUUCUAUGGGAGUGUAUGUCUUUAAAAAGGAGAUACUUCUAAACAUUUUAAGAUGGCGCUUCCCAACCGCGAAUGACUUUGGAUCAGAGAUAAUCCCUUUCUCAGCAAGAGAAUUCUUGAUGAAGGCAUAUCUAUUUAAUGAUUAUUGGGAAGACAUAGGGACUAUUAGAUCCUUCUUUCAGGCAAACCUUGCGCUGACUGAGCAGCCACCAAGAUUUAGUUUCUAUGACGAAACAAAGCCAAUCUACACUUCAAGAAGAAACCUACCUCCAACAAAGAUUGACAAUUCCAAGAUUGUCGAUUCAAUCAUAUCUCAUGGAUGUUUCUUGACUAACAGUUUCAUAGAGCACAGUGUUGUUGGUAUCCGAUCUCGCAUAAACUCUAAUGUGCACCUCAAGGACACAGUAAUGCUUGGAGCUGACUUCUAUGAGACAGAUGGAGAAGUUGCUGCACUUUUAGCUGAGGGAAGAGUACCAAUUGGAAUUGGAGAAAAUACAAAAAUCAAGGACUGCAUCAUUGACAAAAAUGCCAGAAUAGGGAAGAAUGUUGUUAUUGCUAAUUCAGAGGGUGUUCAAGAGGCAGAUAGGUCCUCAGAAGGCUUUUACAUACGCUCUGGUAUUACCAUUAUACUAAAAAAUUCAGUUAUUAAAGAUGGCUUUGUCAUAUAGAAAUUCUUCUUUUCCUUUUUUUUUCUUUUGGGCUGAAAACUACUUUUCAUAAAUACCAUGCUGGCGGAGGGGGCAUUUUCCAUAUGUAAAUGUAACAUUAAUGCCAUUUCAUCCAUGUCACUCACACUUGCAUUUUAUUAAGAAUAGGAAGUCUUCUACUUUUGUGAUGGUUUUGGAAUUUGCCACCAAAUGAAAUUCCCGUUUUUUCUUUUA